CAGUCCUAGAUUGCACCUCAGGGAACGAGGAGGGCUUUGGUGCAGCUUUCAGUCGCAAGAUUCUUUCUAUUAUCAGUCCGUGCUCAGUCUUGCAAGGGAAUACAUCAGCUCCUCGACUCUCCUUACCGUUUGGGUUUAAGGCAGAAAUCCAGGAGACACCAUGGGAGGCAAGCUGAGCAAGAYGAAGAAGGGGUACGAUGUCAGCGACCCAAAGGACAAGAAGGAGGAGAUUACUGUGGCUGCUGUGAGUGCCGUUGAGGCCGUGGCCCAUGCCGUGGAGAGCAAAGCACCAGCUCCGGUCGCUGAGUUGGCAGCGAAGACUGCUCCUAAGGUGUCUGCUGCGGUGGAGGGAGCAGUGGAGUCGACAGUGGUAGCCAUCACAGAAGCGACAGAAGAGGCCCUGUCAGCUAUAGAGGCAGUGACCAAGGGGGCCACCGCAGAGCCAGCGGCUGUACCAGAUGAACCCGUGGCAGCACCGGCAGAACCAGUGCCAGCAGCAGAAGAACCAGUGGCUUCAAAAGAACCAGCUGCAGCACCAGAGGACCCAGCGCCAGCUGCAGCACCAGAAGAACCUGCAGCCUCAGAAGAGCCAGUGGCAGCACCGGAAGAACCUGCAGCAGUAGCAGAGGAACCAGCCGCAGCUCCAGAAGAGCUUGCAGCUCCAGAAGAGCUUGCAGUCCCAGAAGAGCCCGUAGCUCCAGAAGAGCCCGUGGCAGCACCGGAAGAACCUGCAGCAGCUGAGGAACCAGCAGCAUCACCAGAGGAACCUGCGACAGCACCAGAGGAACCUGCAGCAGCACCAGAUAAAACAGAGGCACCGGAAGAACCAGCGGCACUAGAGGAACCAGCGACUGCACCAAAAGAGCCUGCAGUGGAAGAGCCUGUACCAGAAGAGCCUGUACAAGAAGAGCCUGCAUCAGCACCAAAAGAACCUGCACCAGAAGAGCCUGCAGCAGCCCCAAAAAAGCCUGCACCAGAAGAGCCUGCAGCAGCACCAAAAGAGCCUGCAGUGGAAGAGCCUCCACCAGAAGAGCCUGCAGCAMCACCAAAAGAGCCUGCACCAGAAGAGCCUGAGGCAGCACCAAAAGAGCCUGCACCAGAAGAGCCUGAGGCAGCACCAAAAGAGCCUGCACCAGAAGAGCCUGCGGCAGCCUCUGUGGAGCUAGCUGCAGCACCAGAAAAGGCUUCUGAGGCUAUAGAACAAGCCACAGAGGUGACAGCAGAGAUUACAGACACUACAGAACCAGAGCCUGCUGCUCCAGAGCCUGAAACAGAGACUGUUACAGGGAAGGCCCCAGAACCUGAGGCUGUGGUCGAGGCACCAGUAGAGGCAGAAGAAGUUUCACCCGCCCCGGAGGAGGAGCCUGCAUCAGUUGCAGAAGCCGUGUCAGAGUUAGCCACAGAGGCAGCCGCAGAGCCAGAGGCAGAAUCCAUCCCACAACCAGCCGCUGAAGAGCUCCCCCUACCUGUAGAAGAAUCCAUAGCAGAGCUUGAAUCUGAAGCUGCUGAUGCAGUAACUGAAGCAGCAGAGCCAGAGGCUGCCGACAUCGCAGAACCCAUCCCGGAGAUCAUCAUUUCAGAAUCUGCUGCACCUGCUGCUGCAGAGGAGGCCAGCGCUGAGCAAGAGGAGGCUGUGCUGGACAACAAGGAAGUUGUUUCCGCAGUGGAGGCUACUGCUGAGCCUUCUGCCCCUGAGGUCAAUGGGGAGUGUCAGGCGGCCGAGCCGGCUGCCGUGUCUGCCCCGGAGCCACAGCAAAAGGAAUGUGUCAACGGCAUUGACAAGCCAGAGGAUGCCGUUGAGGUGCAAAGUGACUGCGAAUUAAAAAAGAACUUGAACCUGACUGGCGACAUCCAGAUUCCUGAGGCAAUCGGUGAGGCAAUAAGUCAGGCUGUAGACUUGGUCUGAAGCUAAUAUAAAUGUGAUGUCCCUAAUGAUCCGAAAAAACCUCCAACACAGGCUUCUGAAGAUAAAUAUAAAAAUGUAUUUUGUGGCAAAGGAGUUUCCGAUUAACCAAAAGGAAAUACAACCACUCAAGUGUAGAGAGGGGGAGUGAGAUACAUGUAGGAAGAGAUGUGAGACAUGGAUGCAGUGUGCCACACUGAGUCUUUGUGCCCCACAUGUCAUUGCAGAGGGGCAGCCUGUGUUUGCAGCAUUUGUGGUGAGAUGAAAGCCAGCGAAAUUUGAGGGAUGAGUAUAGGAAAACCGGAAACAAAACUGGACAACAGAGCAAAAAACGUGACAUUGGAAAUGUUGAAUGGAAUGAAUAGUCUUGUCUUUGUGUGGGAGGCUGAUGAAUAUUACAAAUGUUUUUUUGGUAUAGCAUUCAAUAAUGAUCUAAUUUAGACUUUCACAUAUCCUUUCCUUAACUAUAUGAAAAAAAUAAUGGCUGAAAAGUUUUGGCCUUUUAUAGUGGUGCAAACAGUGAGGAAUGUUUAUUGAUGGCUUGGAAUGGAGAAUAAAAAAAUAGUGUUAUACCUGA
This is a messenger RNA of Salvelinus sp. IW2-2015, 2480 nucleotides long. RefSeq names its product protein bangles and beads. The record is from RefSeq and is a predicted model, not a curated record. Lineage: Eukaryota; Metazoa; Chordata; Actinopteri; Salmoniformes; Salmonidae.